Molecule: messenger RNA, 2460 nt
Organism: Didymosphaeria variabile
Lineage: Eukaryota; Fungi; Ascomycota; Dothideomycetes; Pleosporales; Didymosphaeriaceae
Exons: 4
Coding region: 1-2460 (819 amino acids)
Biological process (GO): positive regulation of transcription by RNA polymerase II; DNA-templated transcription
Molecular function (GO): sequence-specific DNA binding; DNA-binding transcription factor activity, RNA polymerase II-specific; zinc ion binding
Source: RefSeq, a predicted model, not a curated record
AUGGAUUCGAACACCCAGCACGGCGGCCAUACCAACGGCGUGCUGCAGUCAAAGGAGGAGGGCGCAUCCGCUUCCCCUAAUCGCAUUGCCCACACCCUCACGGCCUGCUGCCGCUGCCGCACGCGCAAGACGCGAUGUGAUCCUGGCCUACCCCGCUGCGGUCCAUGCGAGCGCACCAAUUCUCACUGCGAAUACUACGACCCCGCCAAGAGCACAAAGAUCCCCCGCAACUACGUUGUACACCUGCAGCACAAGGUGCGCGAGCUUGAGAAGCAGCUUGCCGAUUUGGAGAAGGAUGAUGGCGAGCCGGACCAAGAGGAUGUGAUGCGGGGGGCGGCCGCUGUCAAGGUGCAAGACACAGACGAGUCCAAGUUUCUCGGGCCCUCGAGUGGCAUCACCAUCACGCGCCUGGUCAUGCAGCUGGCGAAGCAAUUCACCGAUUCGAAGAGCAUCUCGGAAAUCGUCCCAGAUGCGCGCGCGAAGACCAUAAAGGCGGCCUUUGAUCAGGAAGAUGCCCGGCCAACGUCAAAGGUUUAUCCGCUUGUGAGCGAUGUAGCGGCUGAAGACCUGCCCAAUAGAGACCUGACGAAUUUGCUCGUAGAACUGUUCUACUGCAAAGUCCAUGCCAUGUACCCUAUCUUCCACGAGCCGACUUUUACCCAAGAUGUCGAGGAUGUAUACAACGGAUCCACUGAUGCCUAUCAGAACUUUUGCCUCCGCAUGGUGAUUGCCAUCAGCCUCCAAAGAAUGGACACACAAUACGCCGGUCUGGCGGAUAGUUACUAUCUUGCUGCGCUGAAGUACUUUGAGCAGGCGAUCAAGCCUAUGAACCUCAAAACCCUGCAAUGCUUUACGCUAAUCGCCGGCUACUCAUUGCUAACUCCGACCAGAACUGCAGUAUACUACAUAGUGGGUCUGGGCGUAAGGUUAUGUCAGGCUUUAGGGCUACACGAGGAGAAGACCAUCACCAUGGGCCUUGGUGGCAGGCCUGCCGACCCUCUCGAGGUUGACAUGCGCCGACGGGUGUUUUGGAGCAUCUUGACGAUGGAUUAUGGUCUUUCCCACAGUCUGGGUCGUCCGAGUCACUUUGCCACCAGGCGCGAACACAUUGAUGUAAAUUUCGGCGAACUUGUCGACGAUCCUUUUAUCACGAAAGAAGGCAUCCGACCAGCACCACAACCUUCGUUGAAGAAAUGGAUAGCAAUUCAUUUCUACAAGAUGCGACUGUUACAGCUGGAAAUGCGAAGGAAACUCUACCUCAGAAAGCGACCCGAACCCAAAGACGAUCAAGACCCCUGGUUUGUCGAAAUGCAGGCCAAAAUUGAAGCGUGGAGAGACACAAGUCCGGAGAUGGACGCUGGCUCAGGUCUCAACAAAGUCUGGUUCGUCGGAAGAUACAACACCAUGGUUUGUCUCUUAUACCGCCCUUGCCCCCAGAUUCCGCGUCCCACUGCACGCGCUGCGGUGCUGUGUUUUGAUGCCUGCGAGUACAAUAUCUACAUGACCCAAAAGCAGAUCCAAACACAGAGCGUAGAUAUAACGUGGAUCUUCACCCAAGCGAUCUUCAUGGCGGUGAAUGUCAUGCUUUGGAGUCUUUCGUACUCUGAAGUUCGUCGCAACCAUAGCCGAGAGGAAGUCGAAGGACAUUUGAGGGUUGCGCUUGAGUCAAUCGAGUUGGCUUCCAUACGAUGGCCGGGUGUUGCAUCUGCUCUUGGGCUCUACCAAAACCUUAUCGGCGCAUGUAUGAGGAUAUAUGACAAAGAUGGCGACAUUCCCAUCGCGGCCGGUUCGCCAUCCGACAGCGCAUCGGUUGUCUCAUCGAGCAUCGUCGAGGGCAUCAACAGGUCCCGCACAACAAGCCCGGCCUCAGCGUCGACCGCAUCAGUGAGAACGCCCUCCGAAAGUGUACCGCCUCCGUUCGGCUAUUUACCCACGAUCCAGAAUCAGAAUCCAGCCCAUUUCAACUUCAACAACUCUCCUCACGCGACAAGGUCAUCGCCGUCUCCAAGCGCCCGGCCUGCUUCAAGUCACACUUCACCCCAACAAGCACCCCCACAGCCUUACAUCGACACGCAUACAAAACCUGCGAUCGACAACAUGCCUACUUUCAGCUACCCACCCACUACCCAAUUCACACCUCUACCCACAACAUUCGCAGAGCUUCCGCAUUGGAACCCCACUUUUACUAUGGCACCGCAGGAGACAUUUGGCAUGAAUGGGAUGCAGCAGGCAAGUUCACCAAUCUACAACGAAAAUUACGCGGCACAUCAAGGUUACCCAAUGACCGAUUACUUGUAUCCACAAUGGAGUCAAGAGAGCGUUGGUCGAGGAAUGGGCUUGAAUCAAGAGCAACAGAUGCAGUUGAUGCAGGAUUUCGAAGCCAACGAAACUGGAAAGAUCGAGCAGAUGAUCCAGCAGAGCCAUCAACUAUUCCGACCGUACACGCAGGCGCCGUAUUGA